Molecule: messenger RNA, 2902 nt
Organism: Nerophis lumbriciformis (worm pipefish)
Lineage: Eukaryota; Metazoa; Chordata; Actinopteri; Syngnathiformes; Syngnathidae
Gene: slc38a9
Product: solute carrier family 38 member 9
Biological process (GO): amino acid transmembrane transport
Cellular component (GO): lysosomal membrane
Molecular function (GO): L-amino acid transmembrane transporter activity
Source: RefSeq, a predicted model, not a curated record
ACAGACGCGAGAGGACAGUUGUGUACUUAAAAAGUGACCGUUGUUUCAAAAGUAUUAGUUCCAGCUCAAACUCUAAAGUGUGUGUCGCUUCAGACGCCAUUGUUUACUACUACUCCCAGGAAGUUAAUAGCUAGUCAAUGGCGGUUACUUCUUCGGGAGACACCGCCCUUAGUGUUUUGGAAGAGAAUUGCAAGUCACGUGCCAGCCCCCACGGAAGAGCUGUAAACAAAUCAAGAUGCCGUGAGAGAGGUGCAUUACAUACAUAUAAAUACAUGUUUUACACUAAUAUACUAUAGGUUAUAUACUCGGCGGGACCGGCUGGAGGAGGAGCCUCCUGACUUGUUGUGGCUUCUGUCGGGUCCUUCCUCAAUCGUCGGCUGCAGACACUUAAAUUGGACAUAGUCAACAACACGGAUGAGGAAACAUGUUCUGGCUUCUGAACAGUACGUCCGCCGGUGUAUGGUAAUAUCGUAAUCUUGGUGAAAUACCGCUGACACAGCGAGCCUGAGAUGAACUGAAGACAACGGCAACACUUUCACCCUAAAACGUCGUCAGGUGAUGAGAAUUGGCAGGGCCCAACUGAGUGUUUGAGAUAUCAUGGAGGAUGAUUACAAGCAUCUGCUCAGCUCAGAGCAAACUGGAGAGAGCUUCUCGCACAGAGGCUCAACAGACUCACUGGACAACAGGGCUAAAAGGCCUUUCCAUGUGGAGCCCAAAAAUAUUGUAGAUGAUGAUAAGCCAGAGCGGGUGUCAGCUGAGGCUGCUAUCCUCAACAGUAGAGUGCAUUACUACAGCAAACUAACUGGCUCUUCUGACAGGCUGCUGAGUCCACCUAACCAUGUUAUCCCCCGGGCAGAGGAGAUUUAUAUCUACAGCCCUCUGGGGUCAGCUUUUAAGGUGACUGGUAGUGACCAAUUGUCUAAAAACCCCAGUAUCAUCACCAUAUUUGCAAUAUGGAACACAAUGAUGGGCACAUCCAUACUCAGCAUACCUUGGGGUAUAAAGCAGGCUGGUUUCACCCUGGGGAUCCUCAUUCUUAUCUUCACUGGUUUGCUUAUGCUCUACUGUUGUUACAUUGUGUUAAAAUCACCAAAGGCAAUCCCUUAUUUGGACACAUCCGACUGGGAGUUUCCUGAUGUUUGUAGAUACUACUUUGGAAAGUUUGGCCAGUGGUCUAGUUUGGUCUUCUCAAUGGUGUCUCUUAUUGGAGCCAUGGUGGUUUAUUGGGUCCUCAUGUCCAACUUCCUGUACAACACCGGACAGUUUAUUUACAACUAUGCUCAUCAUGUUAACAUGUCAUAUCCCGAGUUUGGAACCAAUGACACAGAUAGAGUAAUUUGCCCAUACCCAAACACUGACUCUGGAGGGAACAAGAGUAUCAGCAGUAUUUACCCCUGUAGCAUUGGAAAUGAUACAACUGAUGUUCACUCUUUUGAACACUGGUGGAGCAAAACCAGUACCAUACCGCUCUAUCUCAUCGUUUUACUGCUGCCGCUACUUUGUUUCCGAUCAGCCUCCUUCUUUGCAAGGUUCACGUUCUUGGGCACCAUAUCAGUCAUCUACCUGAUUGUUCUGGUCACCAUCAAAGCUGCCCGCCUUGGCUUUCAUCUAGAGUUCCACUGGUUUGACACAACCAAGUAUUAUGUUCCAGAGUUCCGGCUGCUCUUCCCUCAGUUCACGGGGGUCCUCACGCUGGCGUUCUUCAUUCACAACUGUGUCAUCACACUAAUGAAGAGCAACAAGCACCAAGAGAACAAUGUUCGGGACCUGUCUGUGGCUUAUCUCCUGGUAGGGCUGACCUAUCUUUAUGUGGGAGUGUUGAUCUUCGCUGCCUUUCCUGCGCCUCCCCUAACCAAAGACUGCCUUGAACCGAACUUCUUGGAUAAUUUCCCCAGCGAUGAUGUGAUGGUUUUUGUGGCUCGGACAUUCCUGUUGUUCCAAAUGAUCACAGUCUAUCCCUUGCUGGGCUACUUGGUGCGAGUUCAGAUGAUGGGCCAGAUCUUUGGCAAUCAUUACCCCAGUUUCUUCCACGUCCUCGCCCUGAACAUAUUAAUUGUUGGAGCUGGUGUCCUGAUGGCAAGGUUUUAUCCCAAUAUUGGAUCCAUUAUUCGGUUUUCUGGAGCAACGUGCGGCUUGGCUCUGGUGUUUGUCUUCCCCUCACUGGUCCACAUGAUCUCCCAGAGACGACAGGGCACCCUUCGCUGGCCGUCUGCUGUUUUCCACAGUUGUCUGAUCCUGUUGGGUUUGGCCAACCUGGUGGCUCAGUUUUUCAUGUAGAGUCUUGAGAUUUCUGAUCGAUGGUGGACAACAAAAAAAUACUAUAAUUCAUGGUGUGCUAUCAUACCAUUGAUGUUGUUUACAGCCGCCUAUAAAAUAAAUGACAUCAUCCACCAGGAAUCCAAUGACUUAAUUCUGUUAUCUCCUGCUGUGUUUCUGCCUAGCAGCCAGCAAGAUUCUGGUGAUAAAAUGUUGCUUGGUGGUAACUUAAGACGUGUGAUAAUUCUUGCCCAGACUAGACUUAGGGACUCGGACUUGGUAUUUUAUGUUUUAACUUUUUGUCUCACGACAUAGGGAAUAUCAGCUUUAAGGGAAGUGUAUUUCAACAGUUAAUGUAUUUCCAUAAAAUCAAUGUGUUGCAUGUGUGGCUUCAUAGUUGUAUUUUAUGAUCUUUAUCGAGGUUUCUCUCACUGAUUACAGGGAAUUAUUUUUACUAAUUUGGCUACUUGGGGAAAGUCAUUUUUGCACAAACUGUCACAAUCUUUUAAUUUCAGAAACCAUGUUGAUUUGCAUUGGAUUUAUUAUUUAAACUAAUGUUUAAUGUUGGUAUUUUUCAUUCUGUACUCUUGAAAUUCAUGAAGGGAAAAACGGAACGGAAUUGAAAAUAAAUCCUAUCACAUUAGAA